Messenger RNA from Annulohypoxylon maeteangense, 2037 nucleotides. Its product is annotated as glycoside hydrolase family 76 protein. The coding region runs from base 562 to 1914 and encodes 450 amino acids. Gene Ontology annotation, biological process: fungal-type cell wall biogenesis; carbohydrate catabolic process. The record is from RefSeq and is a predicted model, not a curated record. Gene Ontology annotation, molecular function: mannan endo-1,6-alpha-mannosidase activity. The transcript has 4 exons. Lineage: Eukaryota; Fungi; Ascomycota; Sordariomycetes; Xylariales; Hypoxylaceae.
GCUACAUAUGCAUAUGCAUGAGGCACGGUCAUGAUUCUACUAGGAGACUGCCUAAUGUUUUUCUGGUUUUCGAUACCAUCUCGUCGACAAUCGAAAAUAAUGGCACCAUCGUGACACCGGCUUCACUCCAAUUGAAGCGGAUUUGCUAAGCUUAUUUAAUAAUCAGUCUGCUAAGGGGUCGAAAGCGUCCUGGUGACUGGCUGGCCAAGUAGCCAAGUAGUGGCUGUGUAUGCUGUGCCGUGCGGCUCCAUGUAUUAUGCCCGAAUCUGGUCUAGCUACGUAGUAGGCAUCUACGACAAGGGUCACGAUCCACCGCUAAUUGGGCUGAGAUUGAAUUUCUAGGACUCGCAGGGGCUAAAUUGCAGCUAAUAUACUAGGGCGUGUCCCCAGGGCUGAGAGAAAAAGUUGAUCGCAUCCAACCUUAGGCCAUCGUUGCCAACGUCACUGAAAUUCGUCUCGUUGAUCUGUGAAGAGCGUGUUGGCAGCUAUUACAUUCGUUUAUAACUUACCUUUUGUCGCUCAUUUUGGUACCUAACGUGGAUAUUCUAUUGUAACGUCAACAUGGCGAAGAUUCCGUCUAAUCCCCUGGCUCGUCUACUGCUAGCCGCCAAUGGCGCGCUCGCAGGUCUUACUGUUGAUGUUGAAGAUGCAGCUUCUGUCAGAGCAGCGGCGGCUCUAGUGGCGGAGGAUCUCAUGACUUAUUACCCCGGAAAUACGCCAGGAGAACCUAUUGGAAUCCUCUCUGCACCUCCAGAUGGAGACUAUUACUGGUGGACUGGUGGUGCUCUUUGGAGUUCGUUAUUGGACUACCGUAAUCGCUCGGGAGAUACGAAGUACGACCAGGACAUCUCGCAGGGCCUCAUAUUCCAGAUAGGCCCCAACGAUAACUAUAUGCCCCUUAACUGGACUUCCAGUAUGGGCAAUGAUGAUCAGGCCAUCUGGGGUCUUGCUGCCGUCGGGGCUGAGGGAAUUGGUUUCCAAGAACCGGGCCAGGAUAACCCGCAGUGGCUGACAUUGGCUAAGAACGUUUUCGAGAACCUCCACUCGGACGAUCGACGAGUCGAUGAUGGUGACUGCGAUGGGGCUCUGAGGUGGCAGAUAUUCCCGUCUAACAAUGGUUACAACUAUAUUGCCGCUAACGCUAACAUCUUCUACUUCAACAUUGCUGCUCAGCUGGCACGUAUAACUGGUAACAAGACAUACGAGGAUGCGGCCAAAGAUGCAUACGAUCUGCUUGAAGAUAUUGGCUUCAUCAGUGACAAAUACGACGUCUAUGACGGGGCACCAGCGCAGAACUGCAAGUCCCUCAACAAGGGGCCAUUCUCAAUCAACGCCGCGAUGCUCCUUCAGGGUUCGGCAUUUAUGUACAAUCAUACCAACGGAAAUGACGACUGGAAGAAGCGCGUCGACGGACUCGUCUCCCGAACCCUCGAGGUUUUCUUCCCUAACGGCGUCGCAGUCGAAACUGCAUGCGAGUUAAAGAACUUGUGCACAACGGACAUGCUUUUCUACAAGUCCUUCCUUCACCGAGGUCUCGGCUCGACCAUCCAGCUGGCACCGUACACCUCCGCUAAAGUUCUCCCCGUGCUAAAAUCCAGCGCCAAGAGCGCCGCGGCGCAAUGCACGGGCGGCAGCAGUGGUCGCCUCUGUGGCUUCCACUGGAGCUCCGGCCAAUUCGACAACAAGACAGGCCCCGCCCAGCAGAUGGGCGUGCUAAGUGCCCUAACCAGCAUCCUGCCUGCUCAGGGUUCCGUCGCUGGAAAUACUACUACCACCGGCAGCGGUAGCAGCGGAACCUCUCAGGGCACUACUUCGUCAGACACGCCGGCUGGCAAUGCUGGAACACAGACCGCUGUAACCUUGGGCGGUAUGGUGUUAAUAGCCUCCCAGAUUUUGGGAAGCUUCCUCAUUUAGAGAGCUUGGAUUCGUACUGCGUAUACCCGUAUAGUUUAGCAUUCUACUUGUACUUAAAUCGUUGCAUCAGACAUAUCCGCAUAAUAUAGCCACAAAAGCAUUAGAACUUUCUUCGUUUGAAAA